Messenger RNA from Apodemus sylvaticus (European woodmouse), 1026 nucleotides. RefSeq names its product testis-expressed protein 19.1-like. The transcript has a single exon. The record is from RefSeq and is a predicted model, not a curated record. Gene Ontology annotation, cellular component: cytoplasm; nucleus. The coding region runs from base 1 to 1026 and encodes 341 amino acids. NCBI's taxonomy places the organism in Eukaryota, Metazoa, Chordata, Mammalia, Rodentia, Muridae. Gene Ontology annotation, biological process: placenta development; spermatogenesis; male gonad development.
AUGUGUCCCCCAGUCAGUGUUCGCCAUGGGGCCAGGGGCAUGUCCUGCCUCUAUGGAGCCUGGCUGUACCAGCUUGUCCAUGGAGAACAUAUGAAGAUCUGUUUUGCUUGCUUCAAGGCAGCCUUCCUGCUGAAUAAACUCUACCUGGAGAUGGGAGACUGGCAAGAGGAAGAGGAGGAGGAAGAGGACGUGGGGAAUGCUGGGCUCAUGGAGCACUUGUCAGAGUCAGACUUAGAGUCAGAUUCUGAGCAGGAGUUAGGGUCUGCAGAGGAUGCAUGGCGGGGGCUGGGGCCCCUUUAUGUGCCACAGAGUGUCUCUGAAGGGUCUGGGGUCCUGGUGCCAACCCCUGUGUGGACACAUGGAGUAUUCUUCUUUAUUUCUGUGCCCACUGAGCUCUUGCCUCAGCAAGUUGUGCCUCUGGAUCUUGGCCUCGAGGUUGCAGAGUGGACCCAGGCCCUUCCCUGGAGAUUUGAUGGGCUUUUCCCCUGCUCGCACCAGCUGGUCCCUCCUCUGUCUUGGUGGGAUCUUUUCGAUGUGAUGCCAUCUCUUGGGCAACCUGUGUUGUUAGAGUUGAGGUCCGCCUGCCCCUUAGACCAGACGGUAGCACAGUCCUGGUUGCAAGACCAGAAGUUCGUCCUCCUGUUGGACAACACCCACUUUAUGUGUCACCUACUGUCAUUGCAUGUCCGCUGGGCUGUGAGAACUCAGGUCCAGCACUGGCAGGUGUUGCUGGACCCUGGCGAGAUGUGGGUGGCCCAUCUGCGGAGGGUAUUUAGAUGGCGCGGCCUGAACCAUCAGAACCGGUGCCCAUGGGGUCUGAACAUCCUGAAGGCUUCAGAAAUGGGAAUGGAGUUACUGCCUGCUGCCUGCUACCUGCGGAAGAAAGGCUUCUGGGUAGGCUCCUUCUUGCCCUGGCACUGUAGCAUGCCAGAGACCUGGAGCCGGGAGCCAGGGGAGAGGCUGUUUGUCACAGAUGCUACUAUUUGUGCCACUGACAGCCACCUUGCUCAGUCCUUCCUCCCUUGA